Molecule: messenger RNA, 510 nt
Organism: Cantharellus anzutake
Lineage: Eukaryota; Fungi; Basidiomycota; Agaricomycetes; Cantharellales; Hydnaceae
Exons: 5
Coding region: 1-510 (169 amino acids)
Source: RefSeq, a predicted model, not a curated record
AUGAGGAGAGAGCCAACGCAAGAAGAUCUCGCCCCGCCUCCUGGCCAUCACUCAAUUCGACGUGCAGGCUAUUUGGAACUGGAGUUGACAGACAAACCACGAAGCCCCUUACACGUCGGGGUGCGCAGCCCGGUCAAAAACCAAGAUCAGGCAGUCCAGGGAGAAUGCAUUGAGGGCGUUAGGGGUGCGGAUACAAGAGCGGAGACAGGCAGAGCAGCCAAAAAGACGCAAACGCGAGAAAGCAAGAGGCAUAUGGUCUUGCGGCACAUGGAAGCGAUUCACAGAUUGGGCGGUGCAGCGCAAAUGAUGCAUGGGAAGAAUGGCGAGGAAACUAUUAAGCAUGACGGUUGGAAGAUGGAUUUCUUCCGGAAGACGGAGAAGCAAGCAGCCCGAUGCCGCAUGAGAAAAACCCUAGGAGCGAAAAGCUUGCGGAAUGCGGGCACCACAGGUUCACGGCAGAUCGCUCCCAGUGGAAAUCACCGCGUAACUGCACGUGCCUGCACAGCAUAG